AUGGAUACUGAGAAAGCUGUUGCAAGGACGUCGUCUUUCGACGCGUCCCACAAUCUGCACGAGUACAACGAACGUGAGGGAUACAUUAUCACCGACAAUGCGCAUGGUAAUCUGAAGCAUGCCAAUGAUGGCACAACCAUUCUUUUGCCACAACCGUCCGACGACCCGCACGAUCCCCUCAAUUGGAGCUGGAUGAAGAAGCACCUCAUCUUGAUUAUUGUGUCCAUGUCAGCCUUCUUGCCCGACUAUGGCUCCGCGACUGGCGCCGUCACUCUCCUCCCGCAAGCUGCGAUCUGGAACAUGUCUCCCGACUAUGUGAACCACAGCCAGGUUGGCAACGUUUUCAUGCUUGGUGCUGGAGGUGUAUUCGUCGUCGCUUUUAGCGCGUACUUUGGUCGACUACCUGUCCUCUUUUACUUCUUGGUUGUCGCUACAGCUACGGCGAUAUGGUGUGCGGCCGCUGCGGAGCUCAUGUUCAUCUACGAUAUGUUUUAUUUCCAUGAGAGAGCAAGAAAGAUCAACAUCUGGGCCGCAUUCAUUAUUCUCUCACCAUACUUCGGACCAUUGUUCGCUGCUUUCAUCAUUUCGACUCAGAAAUGGCAGAUUCCCUUCUGGGUCUACGUGGCAGAAACGGCUCUCUGUUUGAUUCUCACCAUCUUGUUCGUCGAAGAGACCUACUACGACCGCCGCCUGCCGAUCGAAUCUCAACCUGACCGAGGCUCCCGAAUCUCACGCCUUAUUGGGCUAUCGCAAUGGAGAUCCCGACAUCUGCGCAACACCUUCGGUCAGGCUAUGCUCCGUCCCAUCAAGGUCCUCAUCAAACCAACUGUCUUCCUAUCAUCGUUCUACUAUCUCCUGACCUUUGCUUGGGUCGUUGGCAUCAACACAACGCUCGCCAUCUUCCUCACACCACUUUACAACUUCGGACCCUUGCAAAUCGGUUACUUCUACUUCACGCCGAUCGUCGCAGCAAUACUGGGAGAGAUCCUCGGCCACUGGCUGCACGAUCUCAUCGCGAAUCAGUAUAUCCGCUCCCACAACGGCCACUUCGAGCCCGAGGCUCGCCUACGAGCCAUCUUCGUGAGCACGCCAUUCAUGCUCGCUGGACUAGUCGGUCUGGGCUUCGCCCUCGAGGAAGGCUUCCACUACAUGAUCACGAGUCUCUUCUGGGGACUGUAUGUCUUCGGCAUCAUGAUCACGACUGUCGCCCUCAACGCGUACAACCUUGACAGUUAUCCGGAGGCUUCUGGUGAGGUAGCUGCGUGGAUCAACAUGGCUAGAACGACUGGUGGGUUCAUCAUCUCGUACUUUCAGGUCACUUGGGCACAAGCGCAAGGUACGAAGGUCAGCUUCGGUAUUCAGGCCGCGAUCUGUGCCGCGGCGUUCUUCAUUAUUAUCGCCCUGAUGGUAUUCGGGAAGAAGUUGAGGCUGGCCUCUGGGCCGUUGAAUUUCGCUACUGCGUAG
Molecule: messenger RNA, 1464 nt
Organism: Cyphellophora attinorum
Lineage: Eukaryota; Fungi; Ascomycota; Eurotiomycetes; Chaetothyriales; Cyphellophoraceae
Product: putative MFS-type transporter
Exons: 4
Coding region: 1-1464 (487 amino acids)
Biological process (GO): transmembrane transport
Molecular function (GO): transmembrane transporter activity
Source: RefSeq, a predicted model, not a curated record